AUGUACAAAUCGCAUAGCUUGCUUUGUGGAACAAUACAAAGAUUUUUCACAGAACAUUGUGAACAAUCGAAAUUCACCGAUGAAGAAAUAACUAUCAGUUGCAAUAUCCAAAAGUUACAUGUUUUUUUAAGUAAAAUUAUAUAUUUUGAAAAAAUUACUGAAGAAGAAUCCCUUCAGUACCAAGAAAACACGGUAUACCAAAGUAAUGCUACAAAAUUUGUGUUAUCUGAAUACGAACUCAUGAGUGAUAUUGAUUGGACGUCAACAUUUAGUAUUGCUAGUGCCACAUACGAUAUUUUUAACCAAACGCCAUCACAGGAUGUUCUAAAUAAAACAAUAGUACGUCAACAACUAUUGGUUCAAUAUGAUACUAUAAAAUUAGAAAAAGUGUUAAAAAAAUACAGUAUACUUUAUACUAUUGACAUAAGUAAAACUGAAUGUGCACCUGUGCCAAUUACUGAUCAGCAUGAAACAUAUAUUGUGGUAGGUCAUUUAAUAAUCUAUACGCUCCAAAGGCUUGAACAGCAUUUAACAUUUAUACUUAAAAACUCUAAUACAACCAUAUCCAAAUUAAACAAGGACCAAAUCGAUCAAAAUGUGUUGAGUCCAUUUAAAAAGUUAUGUGAUUAUGUUCCGGAAAUUCUUCUGUAUUUGUUCGAACAUGACCCAAAUUGUUUGAUUGAUACAACUUUAUUUAGUUUGUAUUUGUCCCUUUGCGGAAAUAAUAUGGAUUUUAUCGAUUUCCGUUGUCCCGCUGAAUACGAAGGUGAGUUGGAGAACAAACCGUUAUAUCAAUAUAAAUGUACUACGGAAGCAAUAAGAGAUAAAUUGCUGUGGAAUUUUUAUAGCCGAACUGGAGCACUUUUAAAAGAAGAUGAAUAUACGACAAAUUCAAUUAUUAAUACUGAUUGUUCAGAGUUAAAUUACAAAUAUAUUAAGGAAAUUUCUACUACCCUUACUGAUUUCUACAAUAAAAAAAAUACCGAAAUCAUAAUAUGGACCACGUAUGAUUGGUUAAGUUUAAAAUUAUUACUCACCGAG
Molecule: messenger RNA, 1041 nt
Organism: Cinara cedri
Lineage: Eukaryota; Metazoa; Arthropoda; Insecta; Hemiptera; Aphididae
Source: the annotation of a GenBank genome assembly